UGUGCUCUGUUAUCAUGUGCCCUGAAGUAGAGAGGCAUGAAAUUUAAGCGCGUGUUUGAGUUGCUAAUUUGUACCUUGAAAUAUAUCGAUUUUAGGUUUCGUUGUAUUUUGUAAAUUUUCGAGUUUAAUGGCUAAUUCAGUAUCACCUCUAAGCAAGCAUGAGCAUCUGUAUAAGAUUCUUGUGAUUGGAGAGCUGGGAACCGGCAAGACUAGCAUUAUCAAACGCUACGUCCAUCAAUUCUUCUCUCACAAUUAUCGGGCAACUAUUGGUGUGGACUUUGCUUUAAAGGUUUUGAACUGGGACGCUAAUACAAUAGUACGUCUUCAGCUAUGGGAUAUUGCUGGUCAAGAAAGGUUUGGCAACAUGACACGAGUGUAUUACAAAGAAGCUGUUGGAGCAUUUAUAGUUUUUGAUGCCAAUCGUUCUGCCACUUUCGAUGCCGUCCUACGUUGGAAAACUGAUCUGGAUGCCAAGGUCACGUUACCAGAUGGCUCAAAAAUUCCUUGUGUGCUACUAGCUAAUAAGUGUGACCUGCAGCCGGAAGGGCCAGUGGCAGACCCCUCGACCAUGGACGAGUUCUGCAAGGAGCAAGGAUUCUCGGGAUGGUUUCUGACUUCUGCAAAAGACAACGUCAAUGUUGAAGAUGCUGCAAAAUUCCUGGUCAGAAAAAUCCUGGAAAGUCAAGAUUCCAUCAUUGCUGAUGACCACUAUAACGACACAACAGUUCUGCAUGAGUAUCCUUUGCCAGUGGGACAGCCUGAGCGAAGGAGAAUCUGCUGCUGACCUUUGUCUACACCCAAACUAGUUAUCCUGAUCACAACUGCCAUUGGACGCUGUACUGUUGCAUUUGUUCUUUACACUUUUAACCUACCUUAGCAAUUCUGUAUUAUAAAAAUGGUGACAUUUUCACCUGUGGAAAAUAUCAUCCAAAGCGAGUUUGUGGAAUUACCAGUGCUCUGCAGCAAGUAAUGAGUAACCAAUAAUCUUUUCUCGCACAAUUUGUUGUAAUUUUGUCGCAAAUUUGUAUAUUUAAGGAAUCGUAAAUGCGUAUGCAUAUUAAAACAGUGGGUUCCAACAUCAGUGAACUUCCUCCAUUUGUUUAGUUUUUUCUACUAAUAUAAACGCAUUGUCUUGCCUUAAAAUUUAACCUGUUGUUUGUGUUCUAUUGUAUCUGCCAUCAAUAAAUUGCAGAAAUCAGGAAAGAUUUAGUACUAACAGGUAGAAACUAAUGAGAAAGGGAUAUGUGUUACAUUUUUAUAUUAAUUGAAGCAAUAAAACUUCAAUGCUGUCAAUAAUUCAUUCAAUCAACGAAAUUAAUACUUGAAUACAAUUAAAUAAAUCCCUUGUGCAAAGAAAAACAAUCUUGCAAAGAGAAAUAAAAUUUUCAUUAUAACUCUGUGCCUCGCUACGAGGAAUUACAUGACUGAUUUGACAAAUAAUUUGUAGCUCUUAUUUAUGCCCUAGUGUUCAGGCAUUGAUUGUGUACUCAGCAAUCAUAUGCAAUUUACUGUACUACUUAAAAAUAUGCAGUGUUAAAUUCUAUCAUUCAUUUUGGUUGCGAAUCAAGGGGAUACCUCUGCCCCCUUCCCCCAUUUUGUUUUAUACAUUUGUACUUUUUUCUAAUUGAGGAAAGCAUAAUUUUACUUUGUUUCUAGUGUAAUUAACAGAAAUUUUUCUGAAUUUUAUCAUGGCAUUAAUUAUUCUAUUUGCUCAAUCUUUUUUUAAAUUGGUUUAAGAGGUUUCUGUUCUACGAAAAACUACUAUUUUGAGUAAACACCUUCAAUUCAAUUUAAGAACUGAGCCUUGCCUUCAUUUCCAAAACUGAUUUUUUGAAUCACUUCAUUUAAACUAUUGACUGUUAAAAAAGUUUUGAGCUUUUUGCAUUUACAUGAGCAAUUUACAAGGUUCGUACGGUUCAUGGAAAUCCUGGAAAGUCAUGGAAAAAAGAUUACCCAAUUUCAUACCUGGAAAAGUCACGGAAAUUGAUUUAAAGUCAUGGAAAAAUGUCUUUGAUAGUAAUAAAGUAACGAUAGCUAAAAAAAAAAGCAUUAGAAAAUUUUGAGAGAUUUAAAAGUAUUGCUAGUAAAAGCUAUUAACACUUGAAAAUUUAACGAUCCCAAAAAACAAAUCUGAGUUUUGGGAUUCUAUUGCAACCGCUUCUGUAACAGCCACCCACCUUAUUUUGUAAUGAGAUUUUACUGCUGGGACAUCACUAAUUUUGAAUUCAAAAUUAUUUUCAGCACUUCUUUUUUGUUAUAUUUUGUAGUAGUGGACUUGCAUGUUUUUGAUUUUACCACACCCACUCAAAAAGUGUAAUUUAAUUGCAUCCGAGUUUAUUUCAACCUCUCGUAAGAAAAAAGCAUUAAAUUUAUCAGAACUUAUUUUAAUUUGUUGAAGGCUUUAGAAAACAAAGACUUUAGUCAGGCAAUACAUAGAAAUAAUUCGUGAGUUUAACAUUAAAUAGUACUAUUCUCUUUGUGUAACAAGGUCAUGAAAAUUUUUAUGAAAUCAUGAAAAAGCCUUGGAAAAGUCAUGGAAUUUUUUUUUAUCCGAAGUGAGUAUGAACCCUGAAUUUAGUACAGUGGACGUCGGUAAAUUGAAUCAGUGGUUAAAUGAAUCAAAUGCUUUUGUGAAUGAAAUUGUCAAAAACUAUUGAAUUAGCCACUUUAUGGAAUCAACAUGGUUUGGAACAAAUAUGAUUCAUAUAAGCGGCGGCCACUGUACAGGAAUAAUUUAGAGAGAGGUGCAGCUUUAAAAAUACAAGUGUGGGACAGCUCUUGUUGCCACAGAAAGUUGUAAAAACUUGAGUAGAAUUUGGAAUGUUCUGAAUCAUUUAUGUAAUCUGUGAUAUAUUUCGACAUUUCUAAUUAAAAAGUCUUCGAGCCAUUACCCUUUUCUGAUUAUGCAGAAAACAUUUCUUAUGUUCUGAACCUUCUUCUCAGCCCUGUUAUUUAAGAAGAUCUUGUGAGAGCAACUGCUCCCUGACUAUGAUAUACAUGAGUAUCACAGCCCAGUCAGAAAUAGCUUCUGGAGAGGGUUUUUCGAUCAAAAAUACCUUCUGAAGAGGUUUUUUUUUUUUUU
Messenger RNA from Uloborus diversus, 3082 nucleotides. RefSeq names its product ras-related protein Rab-32-like. The record is from RefSeq and is a predicted model, not a curated record. Gene Ontology annotation, molecular function: GTP binding; GTPase activity. Lineage: Eukaryota; Metazoa; Arthropoda; Arachnida; Araneae; Uloboridae. Gene Ontology annotation, biological process: endosome to lysosome transport; phagosome-lysosome fusion. The coding region runs from base 128 to 784 and encodes 218 amino acids. The transcript is spliced from 6 exons. Gene Ontology annotation, cellular component: late endosome; trans-Golgi network; phagocytic vesicle.